Molecule: messenger RNA, 1089 nt
Organism: Aphanomyces invadans
Lineage: Eukaryota; Oomycota; Saprolegniomycetes; Saprolegniales; Verrucalvaceae
Exons: 2
Coding region: 1-1089 (362 amino acids)
Source: RefSeq, a predicted model, not a curated record
AUGCCGCCCAUCGUCGCAAAUCUCCUACGCGUCGGCGCCGAGAUCGUGAUGAAGCGACGCCGAGCGCACCUCUCCUUUUCCAGACGUUUCCUCCGCAUAGGGGGAUACAAGUGGGCAUAUCUGGACACUGCCCACAAGUCGACUCGCAAUGUCCUCCCGUACUUCCACGCGUCGUCCAAGCAGGGACCGGCGACGUCAAUCCAACCGAUCGUUGUCCUCGUCCACGGCUUCUCCUCCGACAAAGAUGCAUGGCUCCCCAUCGCAAAGUACCUCGUCAACAUGGGCUACCGAGUGAUCAUUCCCGACCUGCCCGGCCACGGCGCCCAUCUGCCCAACUCACAACUACGGAGUCGACGCCCAAGAACCCAAGCAACGACAAAUAAGUUUCUGAGCUACCACACGACCCCAUCCGUGCAUUUGGUGGGGUAUUCGAUGGGUGGCCUCAUAGCGGGGCUGUUUGCAGCGACAUUUCCCCAUUUGGUGCGCACGUUGACCCUGUUGUGUCCAGCGGGUAUUUCGAUGCCAAGGCCAAGCCCCGUUGUGUCGCUCUUCGACACGACCGGCCGCCGACUCAUGGAAGCCUCCACCGCGGACGAGAUGAACGACUUGCUGCGCUAUUCCCAGGGGCCGACACUGAAGCGACAGUACUCCCGAGUCAUGGUGCAUGCUUACGCCAAGAUCCAAGCGGCCAGAAAAGACAUUGUGGGUAAGAUAUUUGACGACCUCGAGCCCGAGCGAUCGACUCUCGAAGACAACUUGCACCGCGUGGAAGCGGACACGCUCGUGUUAUGGGGCAAACACGACCAAAUCCUCGACGUCAGUUGCGCUUACCAGGUCCGAAGGAAGGGAUUCCGAACCAUUAUCGUCGACGGGUGCGGCCACGAUAUCACACAAGUACGGCCCCAAUUGUGCGCCACUCACGUCAUCCGCAUGAUCCAGCGGUAUUCCAAGCGCAGCAACGACCCGAAGAUGUCUCAAACCCAAAUAACGUACACCAGCCUCGACUCUCUCGGACGAUCAACGCUGACGUUUGGGAGUGCCAGGCGACGGCCCCGACGGUUCAGCUCAUCGAUUCGAACGCGUGGGUGA